AUGUUCUCCCUCGCACUGCUGGUUUUCUUCCUAGCGAGUGUCAUCGACGGACAAGAGGCAGAGGAAAAGACACCUCUGCCACCAGACAUGAAAGAAGUGUUCAUGAACUUUAACAGGCAGUAUAACACACACUUGGACUGGGAUGUCAGCUUGGCGGAAAAAGCGCUUCAAGAAUCACGCGAUCCACAAACUUUUAGAGUCAACGUAAAGCUUUUGGCGACAAGGGACUUCUGGAAGACCGAUAAAAAACCACUGAAUGAGAAAUUGGAGCUCACGAUGCAAUCACGCUUUGAUAAAAGAAAGAAUGAG
Messenger RNA from Ostertagia ostertagi, 309 nucleotides. NCBI's taxonomy places the organism in Eukaryota, Metazoa, Nematoda, Chromadorea, Rhabditida, Trichostrongylidae. The record is from the annotation of a GenBank genome assembly.